This is a messenger RNA of Tachysurus vachellii, 5599 nucleotides long. RefSeq names its product kelch repeat and BTB domain-containing protein 11. The coding region runs from base 723 to 2726 and encodes 667 amino acids. The record is from RefSeq and is a predicted model, not a curated record. The transcript has 2 exons. Gene Ontology annotation, molecular function: protein binding. Lineage: Eukaryota; Metazoa; Chordata; Actinopteri; Siluriformes; Bagridae.
GAUCAGAUUUGUGUGUGUGAUUGAAUUUGGUGUGUAGGGUUAACACAAAAAGGGGUGCGGUUUCAUCCUCAACUCCCCUUAUAGCGUACAGAGCAACCAAAAUACGUGCUGUUGUAUCUCAGACACACAGCACAGGAUGAGAUAUAUACAGCCUGUGUGUGUGUGAGUGUAUGUAUGUGUGUGUGUGUGUGUGUGUGUGGCUGAGAAAUAGAGCAGGAGAACAGAGACAUUGUGGUGUGGAGCAGUUUACACUGAUGAGGAUGUAACAGGUAACAGGAGCAAUGACACGCGCGUCUGAUCAGUGACUGAUGCUGGAGGAGAGAAAUACAUCGUAACCAAGCAACCGUUUCACCUGGACACGAGGUCUCACCUGCAGCUCCGGGGGUCUUCUAUAGAAGCAGGAAAUCCGCGUUAACACGUUUGAAGCCAGACGGUCUACCAGAUGAACUCAGAAGAAAGGAUAUAGGGGUGACGCCGAGGACUUUCUUUCACUUUUUAUUGACAAGCUGGAAAUGGAUAUCAGAAAUCAAGAGAAUCACACAGCUCUGCUGAGGCAGUCCAAUUAGGAUCUGUCAAGCAAUGCUGCCUCUGAAAAACAUUAAAGAUCAAGUCAAGUAAUUAAAAGGAGUCAGUCAGCAAAGGAUGAUCGUUGCUAAAUUCUGACACGUCGUUAGUUUUUUGUUUGUUUUUUACUUUUGUCCUUUUACUGUGCACUUACAAAAAUGAAUAACAUGUUCACCAUAAAAGCAGAUGUCAUAUUUCACGCUGCGGCUCAUGAAGACUCGGAGCAGUCCAUCAUUACCAAAGGGACCGAAGCGGUUGUUCCAAGAGAAGUUAGCGCUUGUGUUUCCGAGACAGGAAUACUGCAAAGAUCCUGGGAUAACUUGGAAUCUGGAAGUGUAGCAGAAACUGGAAAUCUGGGAAAGCACUGCUCGGGUUCAGGAGACUGUCUGCAAGAUGGAAACUCCAGUGACAGCGGGUUUCAGGAUCACGUUCAACCAGCGGAUGCUAGCGUUAAGAAGCAGAGCGAGUCAUCGAGCAAAAAUGGAGUAAAUGAGAAGGCGAAUGGAGCCACGGCUGAGAGAUCUUUACUUGGCCUGAGGUCAGAAACCAGAGGGGAAAUGGCUAAAUCUUAUGUUUACGAGACCGAAAUCAUGAGGAGUCCAAGCGUCGUCAGUAACGUGUCCUCUCUUUCACAGGACUCUUUUUCUGACUCAAAGGAAAGCAGAUCGAUGGAACAAUCACUGGGAAAUUUAUGUUUAUUACAAGGAGCUGCACAUGGACACUUUACAAAUGAGUACGGGGUAAAAAAUUCUGUCUCUGUUAGAGAGAAGCCUGAUUUAGUUAUUGAAGUAGGCAGGCAGAAGGUCCAAGUACAUAAAUCUGUUCUAGCUGAAAAAAGUGACUAUUUUAAAGCCAGGCUUUCUCGAGACAUUCUGAAAGUGAAAGGCGUAAGCUACAAAACACUGUCUGUCCUGAUAGAUUAUGUUUAUACCUCCAACAUUAAUGUGAACAAGGAUAACAUCGUGGAUGUUGUCACUGGUGCGAAGAUCUUACAGAUCCCCUGUGCAGUGCAGGCAGCAAUUGACGCCAUGUCUGCUCAGCUCACCACGCAGAACUGCUACGAGAUUCUAACCAUCGCUAAAAAGCAGCGACUAAGCCAACUGAAGGAGACGGCGUAUCGUUUCAUAAGUGACAACUUUCUGCAGGUUUUGAAAGAUCCCGCUGUUUACGGGCGUCUCACGGGCUCAGAGCGCGACUUAGUUUUGAGAAAUCGUAUGGAGGGUCGCAAGUGUCUGAUGGUGGCUGAGAUCAAUGACGUUUUUGAGAGAGUGGGCAGCAGACCCCCUAGCAGGGGCAACAGCAGGCCACAGAGCCCUCUCUCCGUCACCUCGUUUGAGGACAACCACAUGAUCUACUACUACAACGAGAAUACCAAGGAUUGGCACACUUUGACCAUAAUGCCCGAGGAUAUUAAUACCAAAGGCUGUGGCAUAUGUUGCUUGUAUAACUACCUGUUUGUCGCAGGUGGCAUCCGAGGAUAUGGGGAGAAAGGAAAGGCGUCAGACAAAGUUUUCUGCUACAAUCCCGUAACAGACCGCUGGAGCGAGAUAAGGCCUAUGAACCAAGCGAGGUCACAGCUCAAAUUAGUGUCCAUGGAUGGCUUUUUGUAUGCCAUUGGUGGGGAAUGUCUCUUUACCGUGGAGAAGUAUGACCCUCGUAUGGACCGUUGGACCACUGUGGCUCCGCUGCCCAAAGGAGCAUUCGCAGUUGCCCAUGAGGCUACCACCUGCAACGGAGAGCUGUACGUAUCGGGAGGAACUCUCUUCUACCGCCUCUUGAAGUACGACCCCAAGAGGGAUGAGUGGCAAGAAUGUCCAUACAACAACAGCAGGAAGAAAUCCACUGACAUGGUUGCUCUGAAGAGCUUUAUCUACAGGUUUGAUGUCAACCGUGAACAAGGCAUCAACGUGUUUAAGUACAACACCAUAGUCAAGAUGUGGCACGAUUGCGCUUCCUAUCAGCAAGGGAGUCCGCUGCCGUUCAGGUGUGCUGUGAUUGGAAGCUGCAUCUACUGUGUCAACAAGACUCAGACUCUGCAGUUUAUAGUGGAGGAGGAAGGUGCUCGAUUUGAAGAAGAACCUCUGAAAGCUCCCACGGAGGCUAAAGGAGUGUUAUUCCCAUUCGUUCUGACCUUGCCAGAUAGAAGUGACCGAAAUGUGUGAGUAGGGAGUCUUCAGGGAGCAAAACAUGAGUAGAAAUGUGUAAGAAGCAUGGUCAAUGAAAAGAAAGCUUUAUUUCUCGCUCAGUUAAACUGCUUGUAACAGGAAUGUUUCUCUUUGCAUGGUGGAUGAACAUCCAACGGACUCCUUAAAAGGACAACACUUUUCUUUUAAUAUUGUGGCACAGUGGCAUUACUUAUAUAUAUAUGUGUGUGUGUGUGUGUGUGUAUAUAAAACCUGGAUGCAUUUGUUUUGUGCACUUUUCUACAUGGAUGUUGGACAGAAAUGAUCUGGGAGCAACAAAAACUGAUUUAAAAACCAAUUGCCACAAAAAGCACAACAGAAAAUUUAACUCCAAAUAAAAUCUAGCAGUCUAAGUAGAGUUAAGAUCAUUAAACUGGAGGUAGACAUAAUUUAAGAAUAAAUUAAAUAAAUUCUUUAAUUUAAAGACUAUAGCACAGAAAAAUAGAAAUAUAUAACGAAAGUAUUUAGUUAACACGAACCUUUGAGCACAUGCCUUUGACUUGAAGUGAAGCCAUUGAACAAGGAAAGGUUACGCUAACAAAACUUGGCUGUACGCUGUUUAAGAGCACAAAGCACUUGACUGUUCUCUUUCUUUGGCGGCACUCAGUAAGGAUACAGGAUUAACACGUGAGGAACGUCUGAUCGUAUGCAUCUUUUAACGUAAUUCUAACAAGGGCUUUACAAACAGCAGGUGAACUAGGAAUCGAGCCAGUGAUUUGAAUCGCAGACAAACUUAAGUUAUGAGAAUAUUUUUGCUUUUUGAUUGGUGGUUCAUGUGUCCUUUAGUUCAGCGGCUAUUAAAGGUGAGGUGCACGAUGUUUGAAAGCCAAUGUUGACAUUUGAAAUCACCAAAACAAACACGCCCCUAACCCAAAUGGGUGUCACCCCUGUUUUGAUAGCUCCGCCCCACACAUACAUACGCAACCCAUGCAAGGGGAUAUUUUUAUCAGUAAAUGAACACAAUGAGUAAUACUAUGGUAACACAAAUGUGUUUUUGUAGUACUGUGUGUUGUACCGUGUAAGGUUUACGUAGCUCCGUUUCACGUGGAAGACAUUCAGUUCUCUACAGCGCUGGCAAGCUGAUCCUAUAUUAACACAUGUCCUGCUUCUUGCCUUAUCGUAAGCCUUUUUUCGCUUUCCGUUUUUAUCCGCCAUGUCAAUGUUUCAAUCGCUUUAUGCUAAUGUCACACAUGAGCACUGAACGAUCUCUCCGCUGCAUAUUCACAAGACACGACCCUUUAUGCUGAUUGGCUACACGUUUGUUUUGUUUGUUGGCCCGACUCGGUUUUCUGAAGCAUUUCUCAAACAACGUGCACCGCACCUUUAAAUAGGCUUCUGGGGAUUCUAGGAAUCUGUGAAGCGUAGCCUAGGGGGCUAUAGCACAAUUAUUUUAUUACAGAGUUGACGAAUUGCUUUUGUCCACUAGACUUAGAUUUACAUUGAUGUUGUUUGGCAGAUGCCUUCAUCCAGAGCGACCUUAGUUUAUUUUCUAAAAAUUAGCAGUUCAGGGUCUUGUUCAUGGGCCCAACAGUGUCAUCGUGGUGGUUCUCUGAUCCCUUAACCAAUCCCUUAACAUGUUGGUUCUCUAAUCCCUUAACCAAUCCCUUAACAUGGUGGUUCUCCAGUCCCUUAACCAAUCCCUUAACAUGUUGGUUCUCUGAUCCCUUAACCAAUCCCUUAACAUGGUGGUUCUCCAGUCCCUUAACCAUUGAGUUACCACUUGAUGUCUAUCAUCUGUGUCCUGAUGGUUCAAAGUCCAGAUACGUAAAGCUUCGAAUAACUAGUCAGAAUGUUUCUGUACACAUUUAAAUACUGUGGAAUAUUUGACUUUGUUUCAUAAAAUCAAUCUGAGUUUUUAUGAAACUUAUGUUACAGUUAAAACAGUCAGAUACAGAACUGAAGCGUCGCUGAUGACAAACAGGGCGAGCGUCUCGGUUUCAAUCUGAAGCACAAUUUUCGAAGCUUUGCUGAUUAGAUCUCUGUAUGAGCGAAACAUGACACUUGUGAAAAAGAGCCAGAUUAACUACGGAGCACUUGAUAAGCGGUGAGCACAUGUCAUUCUUUUAUCAGGAUAAAUUAAUAGACUACAGAAUAAUUCCUGCUUCGUUGCCGCCGCCUGCUUCUGGAUUCGUACAAGCAAAAAUAUUUUGCACUUUCUGAUGACUUUUUUCCAAUUUGCAAUAAGAUGCUAGAGCUAGUUGGAAGAUUAAUGGUGUGUGUGUGUGUGUGUGUGUGUGUGUGUGCUGCUAUCACAGAAGUAAAAGGAAACUAAUCUCAAUCCAAAUCUGCUGCUGCUGCAUUUCUGUGAAAUUUCUGAGCAUUAUUUGUCUUUGUAACUCUCAGUAAUACCAGAAAAGGAAAUUUGACGCUACAUCUGUCAGUACAUCAUAAUCGAUUAUUUUUCAAAAGUUGUGACCAGUUCAAGUUGAAAUAGAGCCUUAUAACGCAGUCGCUGCUCUUUCUCGAUGUGUGUUUAUUGUUCUAUAAGAAUGAUUAUUCUAAAUAAAAAAGUAUUGUUCAAAACUGCCGUGUUCUACAUCGUACCUCACGACGAUCCUAAAUAUGAGCCAGCAGAGAAAUGGACGACUUCCUGAUUCGUUUCACUCAGUUAAUCCUUAUUAUUGAAGAAGGCAUUAGAAGUGAUCAGUUUUAGACAAAACUGGUCUUAUUGGGGCUUUUUACACCUGGUCACUUCAUGCGUUUUCUGUGAUCAGAUAACUAUCCGAUGGUAAAAAGACCAGGUCUAAAUGCCCUCUGAAACGUUUUGGAGACGGAUAUAAAUCCGACAGUACAAACCCCUUCAGGAGGUGGUCUGGGACGCGUUUCAGAUGAAACUGGACAGGUGUAAAUGA